CAAGCUUCACCACACCAAGUGCACCAGUAGCAACCAUCUCACGCUCAUAGCACAAGACAGAGCGAGUAGAACCGAUAUCCUGUCUGUAGGACUGUAGCUGGCUAGCUAGCUAGGGCGGAGCCAUGGCCAAGAAGCGCUCUGCCACUGUCGCCUCCCUCCUGCUCUGCCUCGCUCUGGCGGCGCACGCCGUCGCGUCGGCCAGGACCGUGCCAGCUGCAGCUGGCGGCACCGCCGCGGCGGCCUCGCUUCCGGUGGAGAGCGGCGCCGGUGUAGGAGGAGCGGGCACGGCGGACGCGAAGAACCUGUUCGUGGGCGUGGGAGGCAUGGGGGACCUUCCGGGCUUCCCCGCUGUGGGCGGCGGCUACGGUGCUGGCUUCGGCAACAACGGAGCCGGCGUCUUCACGGGCGUCACGGGCCCGCUCGGCGGCGUCGGGGGCGGCGUGGGGAGCGUCGGCCCGGUCGGCGGCGUCGGGGGAGCCGGCGGCAUCCCUUUCGGAGGCUUCGGGGGUGGCAGCGCCCCGUUCGGCGGGGUCGGGGGCGGGUACGGCGGCGGAGGCGCCGGCGGCGCCACGCCUUGAGCAGGCCGCGGUGGCCGAGCUAGCUAGGGCGCUCCGGGACAUGCAUACAUGUACGUGAGAAGAUCUGUUGUUGGUGCAUGGUGGAUCGCGCUAGCUUUGACUAUGUAUUUCCUUGAACCUAGUGUUGUGUCAUCUCACGGUGCAGAGUAUAUGCGCAGAAGUACUUGGUAUGUGGACAACUAGUAGAGGUUGGAGUGUGUGUGUGGCCAGUCAGGGUUUGUGACUGUUGUGUGGUUGUGUACGUGUGUUUGGUCGUGUGUACUACCUGUGUACUAGCUGGCUAGAUAAUGGUAUGUACGUAGUGUGUGA
Messenger RNA from Hordeum vulgare subsp. vulgare (domesticated barley), 887 nucleotides. Its product is annotated as glycine-rich cell wall structural protein-like. The transcript has a single exon. Lineage: Eukaryota; Viridiplantae; Streptophyta; Magnoliopsida; Poales; Poaceae. The record is from RefSeq and is a predicted model, not a curated record. The coding region runs from base 123 to 578 and encodes 151 amino acids.